CAGUCGUGUGCCAAGCUCACAAGCUCGCACGAGCUGAUUGAGGGGUAAGAGCAAGACAGACGCGUGCCUUAAACUUCAACACAAACUAUCUGCAGGACUCUGCAAGACCUCAAACACCCAGUUUCAUCUCCCAGACCACAUAAGGUUACCAACAAUGGAGACUGUCUACUCCGACAUGGACACCUCAAGCUGCGACUACUCCUUUACGCACACGGAUGAUGAGGACUCACGCAGCAGCCUCCACUCCGCGUCCCCCGCGUCCUCCUGCGGCAAGCCGCCUGCGUCUCCAGUCGAGCUCCAGCAGAAAAAGAGGCGUAGUGGGCGCGCCAGGAACGAAGCCACCGUGCAUGUCGUGAAGAAGAACCGCCGGGUGAAGGCCAACGACCGCGAGAGGAACAGAAUGCACAACCUCAACGACGCCUUGGAUGCUUUGAGAAGCGUGCUGCCUGCCUUUCCCGACGACACGAAGCUGACCAAAAUCGAGACUCUGCGCUUCGCUCACAACUACAUCUGGGCGCUUUCCGAGACCAUCCGGAUCGCAGACCAGCGGCAGAGCAAGCCCAGAGACCCUGCGCUGCUGCUCCCAGGACUAAGCUGCAUGGGAGAUGCGCCCAGCCCCGGCGGUAACUCUUGCUCCUGGCCAUCCGGCGCAUCCUCCUCGUCUUCAUCCCCGUCUUACUGCAAUUCAGACCCGGGCAGCCCCGCAGCCAUGGACGAUUUUGGAUACUUGCAGACCGAUGUAGUUUACAGCUACCACAACUUCGUGCCUAGCAUCUAUUAA
Molecule: messenger RNA, 781 nt
Organism: Sinocyclocheilus anshuiensis
Lineage: Eukaryota; Metazoa; Chordata; Actinopteri; Cypriniformes; Cyprinidae
Gene: neurog1
Product: neurogenin 1
Exons: 2
Coding region: 155-781 (208 amino acids)
Biological process (GO): axon development; positive regulation of transcription by RNA polymerase II; forebrain development
Cellular component (GO): nucleus
Molecular function (GO): E-box binding; DNA-binding transcription factor activity, RNA polymerase II-specific; protein dimerization activity
Source: RefSeq, a predicted model, not a curated record